CUAACUGCCUGUUUAAUAAUCUGUGCUUCGUUAACUUAACCCAAGUUUGUUUCUUUUGUACAUUUGUAUUUUUGAAAAGCAUUAUAAAAAGAAAGUAAACAAUUUUCCUUUGUGGCUUUGCAAUGUCUUCUCUGAAAGAAGAAAGCGUGCGGCGCAACAGCGAGAGUGAGGCCGGUGAAGUAGAGACGCCAGAACACGACCCUCACUUCGAUCCCAUCGUAUCUUUACCUCUCGUGGACAUUCAUACUAAUGAGGAAGAUGAAGAGGAGCUGGUAAAGAUACGAGCUAGGUUGUACAGAUAUGAUACUAGUGACCACGAAUGGAAGGAACGAGGCACUGGAGAUAUAAAAUUAUUGAGACACAGAUCUAAUAACACUGUCCGAGUUGUUAUGAGACGGGAUAAAACACACAAAGUGUGUGCUAACCACUUUAUAACACCUGAUAUUAGGAUGAAUGUACACUGUGGAUCUGAUAAGGCUUUCAACUGGUCUGUAUUUGCUGACUAUGCCGAUGAAACUUGUAAACAAGAGUUGCUUGCAAUAAAAUUUGGUAACCCACAGAAUGCCGAGCUGUGGAAGAAGAAAUUUGCAGAGGCCCAAGAAAUAGUCAGGACAAAAUGCAGUUUGUACACCCAAGAUCAAUCUUCAGAUGAUGAAAGUAGUAUCACAAGAAGUGAAGAUACAGAUACUCCAGAACCUAAGAUGGUGGAUAGAUCACCCGAGGAAGACAGCAAGAGUGAAAAUCUAGAUAUAAAAGAUGGUGUGGUACUAAAGUUGAAGGAACUUAAAGUUGAUGGUGAAAAAGUUGAAUAACUUUGAUGAACUUCUUAUUCCAAUAAUUUUAAAGAUGACAUAAGUUUUGACAUACUUAACAUAGGAAAUAAAAUAAAUUACAAGUGUACUUGUUAUAAACAUUAUGAAAGGUUGAAGAAUAUUUUUUUUUAUUAGGUGUGACAAGAACUGAG
Messenger RNA from Papilio machaon (common yellow swallowtail), 964 nucleotides. Its product is annotated as ran-specific GTPase-activating protein. Gene Ontology annotation, biological process: nucleocytoplasmic transport. Lineage: Eukaryota; Metazoa; Arthropoda; Insecta; Lepidoptera; Papilionidae. The coding region runs from base 123 to 812 and encodes 229 amino acids. Gene Ontology annotation, molecular function: GTPase activator activity. Gene Ontology annotation, cellular component: nuclear pore; cytoplasm. The transcript has 4 exons. The record is from RefSeq and is a predicted model, not a curated record.